Messenger RNA from Cuscuta epithymum, 1531 nucleotides. The record is from the annotation of a GenBank genome assembly. NCBI's taxonomy places the organism in Eukaryota, Viridiplantae, Streptophyta, Magnoliopsida, Solanales, Convolvulaceae.
GCUGAAAAGUCCAGUCCAUCCCCCCCAAUUCCGAUCACAUGUGACUUCCCCUGAUUCUCUAUAAUGCUGCGUACCGGAAAUGGCGUCACCAGUAAUGGGUUGGUGGAGAUGAAGGAGCGCCAGCGCUGGAGACCCGAAGAAGACAGCCUUCUCCUCGCUUAUGUCAAGCAGUACGGCCCUAAAGAAUGGAGUCUGAUUCCUCAGAGAAUGGGUAAGCCGCUGGAUCGGGAUCCCAAGUCCUGCCUUGAGCGGUGGAAGAAUUACCUGAAACCCGGCCUGAAGAAGGGCUCCUUGACGCCGGAGGAGCAGGGCCUGGUCAUUUCUCUCCAGGCGAAGUACGGCAACAAGUGGAAGAAGAUCGCCGCCGAGAUCCCCGGCCGGACGGCCAAGAGGCUGGGGAAGUGGUGGGAGGUUUUCAAGGAGAAUCAGGCGAAGCAGCUCCAGAAAACGCGGAAGCGCCAGGGCUUUCACGACGGGGCUACUCUCUCCGGCGGGGGCUCGCCGGAAACCGCCGUACAGGGGAAGUACGAUCACAUUCUCGAAACCUUCGCGGAGAAGUACGUACAGCCAAUAACGCUCUAUGGGUGUACGUUUCAGUCGUCCCUGCCCCUCCCGCCACCCAUCUCGCCGCCGCCGCCCGUACUUUCCCUCGGCGCCGGAGAACCCACGGCAACCGGAGCACCCUCCCCUGUUCUCCUCCCUCCAUGGAUGAAUUACACCAUCCCCUCCGCUCCGGCGUCUUCGUCUUCAUCGACCUCGUCCUCCACGCCGGCCCUGCAAUCUCCGCCUUCCGUCAUCAGCCUCAACCUUUCAACCCCACCCGAACCUCUGCAACACCAGCAGAUCUGCACCCUGAUCCAGUACUGCAAAGAGCUGGAAGAAGGGCGGCAGAAUUGGGUUCAGCACAGGAAGGAGGCGACAUGGCGGAUGAACAGGGUGGAGCAGCAGCUGGAGGCAGAGAAGGCGCGGAAAAGGAGGGAAAAAAUGGAGGAGAUAGAAACAAGGGUGAGGUGUUUGAGGGAAGAAGAAGAUGGGUUUUAUGGAAGGAUUGAGAAUGAGUACAGGGAACAGGUGAUUGCAGUUCAGAGAGAUGGAGAAGCUAAAGAGGCAAAGUUAAUGGAAGCAUUGAGCAAGCAGCAUGGGAGGCUGGCUAAGGUUGUAGAACAAAUUGGUCUGUGGUGAAUUAGUUGUAAGUAGGACAUAGAUUUCAUAGCUAGCAAGUCAUCAUCAAGCUGCAGUUUUCACAGAUUUGGUGUCCAAUUCUUCCAAACCAUUGUAAAGACUGGAAAUUUGAAUGGGCAAUUCUUCCAAACCAUUGUAAAGACUGGAAAUUUGAAUGGUCAAUUCUUGUCCAUCUAGAUAGGUAAUUGGCACACAAUUAUUAAUUUUUUAAACGAAUUGACUGUGUUCAUCUGCAAUUAAGAGCGUCAAUUAACAAUUGUGUAAAAAUGUAAUUUUCUACUACCUUCGUCCCAAAUUGAUUUGCAAAUUUGAUUUUUCUUAGUCAAACAGUUUCAUUUCAUUCGAUUAG